AUGUCGGCAAAGAAUCCGGACGAAGACGAAUGGAUAACACCACAUAAAAAUCGUAAUAAGUCUGUAUGUGUUAAUGAUAUAAUGAUAAGAACAGAUUUGUUCGUUUUAGGAAACUCAUCAUAUUCCGGGUACGCGCGUCAAAAUACGCAAGAUUAUUCAAACCAAAAUCUGCCAUCGUACCAGCAGAAUGCUAACAACGACAACAAUCGACCACAUCAUAAUCGGCAAUGGAAUACUUAUUACAAUAGCCAACAGUCAAACUCAUAUUAUAACAAAAAGCAACAUUCGCCUUAUAAUAACAAUCGUCGUCCAGGCUCAACGUCUUCAUUCAGUUCGGACAGUGUGUUUAGCCGUGGAUGUACGCCAAUCAAUCAUUCAAACAAUGUAGCAAGAACAAAUGAGCGUACUGCAAUUUCAGCUAUAGCUGAUCGUUUGUCCACUCAGCGUUUUAUGUCGGAUUCAAAAACACCUACCAACUGUUUUUUAUUAUUUGAGGGUGCAUCGAAAGGAGAACAAGAUAAAAUAUGCUUUCUCGAUUAUCAAGGCACACGAGCACGUAAUCACCAUAAAAAAAAAUUAUUUAUGCCACAAAUUGAUCAACCAAAUGACCAAUCACCGCAAGCCUAUGAAGAAUUCUCAAGAUCGAUUCAUCAAAUUAUUGAUACCAUAUCACCCGAAGAUCUGACGAAUUAUAAUGUCAGUGUGAGACCAGGUGUCGUCUAUUUUUUUUCUGAAUUAUUUCGAUUUGAAAAAACAUUUUCAAUAAAUGACCUUCAUCAUUUAUUACUUAAAAAGAUCAAAACAACAGAUCCCACAUAUUACAAGCCAAAUCGCCUUGAUGUGAGGCAACAACAGUUACGAGAUCAUGUGCCAUCUCGGCAGACAGGAAUUCAGUCAAUGUCGACAACUAAUGAAUGUCAAAAUUCGAAUCAGCAAGAAAAUGAUGGAACAAAAAGUCAAGAAAAUGAAACAUCGACACCGUUAUCACGACCAUCAUAUUUAUCUCCGUCAUCCGAAGAUUUUGGACUCCUUCGCUCGUCAUUUGCUAAUGUCAAACCAAUUAGUGAUACAAAACACUUUGUACAGCUAUUAAAAGAAAACGAAUUUGAGUUUUCAACUGUAAAACAUACAUUCCGAUUAUAUUUACAAUCGUCUGAUAAAGUUAGUCAUGUAGCCGUCGUGGAUCCUCAAAUGAAGUACUCUAUUACAGAAUUGUCACGUGAUUUUCAACGUUUAUCGAAUAUAGAUUAUAUUCGUGCUCGAAACGCGUCAAAAUAUAAAACAAAUUACACGUAUGACGACAUCUUCGAUUUUCGUAUUCAAUUUCAACAUAAUGCAAAAACAGGCUUGUCAGAGACAAUAAUGAAAGAUUUGAAUCAGCAUUUUCCAAAUAAUCAUUUUUCAACGGAAUUUGUUUUGAAACCAGUUGAUGAAAAAGAUCCACAGGACUACUACAUACCAGAAUCAUUAUGUCCUUAUAUAAACUUUAUUCGACGUGAUUUUGGCGACGUCUAUGAAUAUCGUGGUACUGAUCCACUGUAUAAAAAUUUUCAAAUUUGUGUUCAAUCAUCGACUGAAUAUAAAAUUGAUCGUCAAGAGAAUAUAUGUGCGCCAGAAUUAGAUACUCACGGAAUUGUAUAUGCCUUGUUAGAUCUGAAACCAAUGGUUCGAUCAAUUCUAUCAUCAGCGUCAUUGCAGUCAAAUGCAGCAGUGCUGAACACAACAUCAACAUCGUCCAUUAAAUCACUUGCUUCGUCUAUAUCUAGUCCAUUGAAUCUUGACCACGUAGUUAGUAAAUUAUGGCGAAUGGGCAAUUGGUUAACGAAACUAGCCGGUGAUUGUACAUCACCGGAUGUUCAAAAAUGUACAAAUUAUUAUACAAAAGAUGGUGUAUCUUAUACAGCUGAAGAUGAAGCGAUGAUUCAGACCAUUAAUACAGAAUCAUCAAUUUACACUAUGUUAAAUUUGAAUAAUAGUGCAACGUUUGAAAAUGUACAAAAUGCCUAUCAAGAAAGAUGCAAUCAAUUAGAUUCAAAAUGGAAUAUACUGUAUAAUGGUCUAAAAGCAAAACAAAAAUUAGAUGGAUACUAUCGUUCGUAUAUCCAUAAUCAAGAACGAGAGCAACGUCAGAAUUAUAAUUCAAAUAAUAGAAACAAUCAUUAUAAAGGAAAUGAUUAUGGGUAUAGGCGUCAACCAAAGAAGCAAGAACCGGGCAUAUAUAAUAUUGAAAAUCCUGAAGAUUUUAGCGGAAGAAAUUCAGAUUUACAUACGGAUCCAUGA
Didymodactylos carnosus is the source of this 2280-nucleotide messenger RNA. The record is from the annotation of a GenBank genome assembly. NCBI's taxonomy places the organism in Eukaryota, Metazoa, Rotifera, Eurotatoria, Philodinida, Philodinidae.